CUGCCUUCAGUUGAUUGAGUAUGGUUGUGAGGUGGAGUGCGGUCAUGCCGGGCUAGCGAGUUCAUGUUUGUUAACGUUAACGAUCGUUUAUUUCAUAAUCUUAAGUCGGUUCUAAGCGAGUGUGUCGAAAUGUCAAGAUGCCGCUACGGUGACUGCGAAACUUACAGCGGUUAAGAAACCUGUUUUUUAAUAGUUUUAUUCUAACCCCGGAGGGUUUCGAACUAUUACAAAAACUAGAAGAACUACGAAAAAAGGCUCAAAUGCUGCUGUUUCUUCUCAAUGAGGGCGAAAAGUUUCCUAGUAGUGUUCACAUGCAUUGUCGCUACAACAAUACUCAUACUAACAUUCGGUGAUCAACACCCAAAAAUUCAGAGCCUCGUCUCCGAAACACACCGGCAAUUAAAAAAUAAUUUAAGGAAUAUUAAGGAUAAAUUUGAUGGCAAAGCUGAUGUUAAGAAGCUUGAAGCCGAUGAAAGAUAUUUGAGCCUGUUAGGUUUCGGCGAAAAUGCAAGGCUUUAUCCAGAUGAUAUCUGGCAUAAUUCUUCUCUCCCAGUCAUCGUGACUUACAUCCUUCAAGGUGAUACCGAACAAGGUGUCGGCCUAGCGAGGAAUAUCGCACAUUUUCUUCCAAAUCAUACACUUCUUGUCUAUUAUUUCGGUCUUCCUGAUCAAGAUUAUCAAGCAUUGGCUACGUAUUGUAACAGUUCUAGAUGUGUGCUUGUCAAGUUUGAUCUAAGUGUUUUUCCUUCGCAUGUUUCUGAUGAUAAAAUUCAUGCUUUUCGACCUCUAAUCAUUCAGGAUGCCUUGAGCAGGGCCGGAGCCGUCCUGUACCUGGACAGCGACCAAAGAGUCGUCACUUCUCGUCUGGAACCACUCCUCGCUAAAACGCGGGCUUCGUCUCUCGUAACAUGGAGGACCAAAAAGCCUGUCACAGCACUCACUCAUCCGAGGAUGUUCAAAUACUUCUCGGCGAAGAUGGAUUCGUUUUAUUUUCUACCUAUGGUCGAAGUCGCUCGUCUUCUCGUUUUCAAUACCGGAUCCGUCCACGCUCAUAUCAUGUUGCCUUGGGUUCAAUGUGCCCUGACGCAUGAUUGCAUUCUGCCCAUAGGUGCACAGUCCGGUGGCUGCAGGUUUGAUAAAAAACCGUACUACCGAUAUUCCGGUUGCCACAGUUACGAUGCAUCAGCCCUCAACAUAGUUCUCGGGCUCCAUUUUAAGUUCGAUGCCGAUCAGUAUGCGCUAUGGGAGGAAGAAGUCUAUUUCAAAAAGGCGGCUGACCUUCUUUCCGCUGACAACACGACAGAUCUCUCCCCUUUGUGAAAAAAAAAAAGACCCAAAGCUUACGGGAUAAUGUGUUAAUACGUUUGUAAAUGUUAUCGAUUACUGUUUUAAAAAACUUGCCCGUAUUAUGUUACCUGAUUAUAGAAUCUAGAUUUUUUUUUUUUUGUUGUUUCGUUUGCAUGAUUCAUAUAAUUUUUGUUUAUUUGUCACUUGCUAUUUAUUUUAGAUAGUUAUAUAAUUAUGUUUCCUGCCAAUAAAUUUUUGUUUUUUAUUUGAGUUAAGUAAAAUUAAAUUAUAGACUUUAUUGUUAUCCAAUUCAACAUUUUUUAUUUUAUAAUG
Nezara viridula (southern green stink bug) is the source of this 1620-nucleotide messenger RNA. NCBI's taxonomy places the organism in Eukaryota, Metazoa, Arthropoda, Insecta, Hemiptera, Pentatomidae. The record is from the annotation of a GenBank genome assembly.